GAUGUGGACUUAGAGAAAGUAGGUGUGGCAACCUCAGGAUAAAACUCGCUCUCCACCUCAGCCUGUCGCCAUAUCCCUCACACUGACCCAGCCUGAUUCUCAUCUCUCUGUAAAGUCCUCUGGACCAUACUUUCCGAGCCACCAUGUCCCGUCUCCUAACAGCAAUGAAUGAACUCAUUCAAAUCUUCAAAGAAUAUGCAGGUAAAGAGGGAGACGCCAAGACCCUAAGCAAAGGUGAAGUGAAGACUCUUCUGAGUAAAGAAUUGGGCAUUAACCUCGAGGCAGCAAAAGACAAGGCCGCCUUGGACAAAAUGUUCAAAGACCUUGAUGCCAAUGCAGAUGGCACAGUGGACUUCACAGAGUUCAUCACCUUGGUGGCUGCUAUAACUGCCAUUCUGCAAGGCUCAUAAUGAUAAGAGGAGGAGGCCCAUUCAUACGCAAACACACAUACACACACACACACACACACAGGGUCUCACCAUCAGCCUGUCCAAAGCUCCAGAGGGCUGAAGUGUUUAAUUGUGAGGGUGUGAUUUAUUCACACUGUAUCUCACACUCCCUCACAAAAUGAACUUAUCUUGGCUUGGCAAUGGAAUACAUAUAAAACAUAUUUGAAAUAAACAGUUAAACUUGG
Molecule: messenger RNA, 634 nt
Organism: Sardina pilchardus (European sardine)
Lineage: Eukaryota; Metazoa; Chordata; Actinopteri; Clupeiformes; Clupeidae
Product: protein S100-P-like
Exons: 3
Coding region: 144-410 (88 amino acids)
Cellular component (GO): cytoplasm
Molecular function (GO): calcium ion binding; transition metal ion binding; calcium-dependent protein binding
Source: RefSeq, a predicted model, not a curated record